Pteronotus mesoamericanus is the source of this 1594-nucleotide messenger RNA. RefSeq names its product BPI fold containing family C (gene BPIFC). Gene Ontology annotation, molecular function: lipid binding. The record is from RefSeq and is a predicted model, not a curated record. NCBI's taxonomy places the organism in Eukaryota, Metazoa, Chordata, Mammalia, Chiroptera, Mormoopidae. The coding region runs from base 1 to 1533 and encodes 510 amino acids. The transcript has 16 exons.
AUGGAUGGGGUGUGUAUAAAAAUGGUCCAAGUCCUUUGGGGAUGUUUUCUCCUGUGGAAUGUCUACAUCUCAUCUGCUCAGACCAUAUACCCUGGAAUCAAGGCAAGGGCUACUCAGCGUGCUCUGGACUAUGGCGUUCAAGCCGGCAUGGAGAUGAUUGAGCAAAUGGCCAAAGAAAGAAACAUCCCAGAUUUAAAAGGCUCUGAGUCUCUUGAAUUUCUGAAGGUUGAUUAUGUGAACUACAAUUUUACAAACAUAAAAAUCAAUGCCUUUUCAUUUCCAAAUACUUCGUUAGCCUUUGUGCCCGGGGUGGGCAUCAAGGCACUGACCAACCACGGCACCGCCAACAUCAGCACAAACUGGGAAGUCAGAUCUCCACUUUUCCAAGACGCAGGAGGAGCUGAUCUGCUUCUCUCUGAAGUCUACUUCACCGGUAACCUUAUCCUCGCUCAAAAUGACUUUGGUCACCCAACCCUGAAGCUCCAAGACUGCUAUGCCCAAGUGAGUCAUGCGCACCCCUCAUUCACCGGAGAACUCAGUGUCCUGUAUAACUCCUUUGCUGAGCCCAUUGAGAAACCCAUUUUAAAGAACUUAAAUGAAAUGCUCUGUCCCAUUAUCACAGGUGAGGUGGAAGCACUGAAUGCCAAUCUCAGCAUGCUGGAGGUUUUAACCAAGAUCAACAACUAUACCAUGCUGGAUUAUUCCCUAAUGAGUUCUCCAGAAAUUACUGAGAACUACAUUGACCUGAAUUUGAAGGGCGUAUUUUACCCACUGGACAACCUCACUGAGCCCCCCUUUCCUCCAGUGCCUUUUGAGCUCCCAGAACGAAGCGACUCUAUGCUCUACAUUGGAAUCUCCGAGUAUUUCUUUCAAUCUGCAUCCUUCGCUCAUUUUACAGCUGGGGCUUUCAAUGUCACUCUCUCCACAAAAGAGAUUUCCAGCCAUUUGUUUCGAAACUCUCAAGGCAUUGGCAACAUGCUCUCCCGGAUCGCAGACAUCUACAUCUUGUCCCAGCCCUUCAUGUUUCGGAUCAUGGCAACAGAGCCUCCUGUGGUCAAUUUACUGCCAGGGAACUUCACCCUGGACAUCCCUGCCUCCAUUGUGAUACUCACGGAGUCUGAGAACUCAACGGCUGAAACCAUCGUGUCCAUGGACUUUGUUGCUAGUACCAGUGUUGGCCUGGUUAUUUUGGGACAAAGACUGAUCUGCUCCUUGUCUCUGAACAGGUUCCGCCUCUCUUUGCCAGAGUCCAGACGCAGCAAUAUUGAGGUCUUGAGAUUUGAAAACAUUCUGUCCUCCAUUCUCCACUUUGGCGUCCUCCCACUGGCCAACGCAAAAUUGCAGCAAGGAUUUCCUCUGCCCAACCCACACAAAAUCUCAUUCGUCAACUCAGAUAUUGAAGUCCUAGAGCAUUUCCUUUUGAUUUCCACCGACCUGAAGUAUGAAACACCUUUAAAACAGCCAUCAAGUUUCUAUGGUUGGGAAGGUCUGAACCUGAUAAGUGGACAGUGGAGGGGGAAAUCCGUCCCCUGACUGCCUGACUGGAGUCCACUCCAGGAAGUAAAUGGCCCUUAAUCCCACCUACUGUAAACCC